AUGCCAGUCGUAAGACGAAUACCCGAUAACAAAAGACGGUCCCGCACAGGCUGUAUACCCUGUCGAAGACGUCGAAGAAAAUGUGAUGAACAGAGACCUCAAUGCGGUAGCUGUAUCGGGAGGAAUGUGACGUGCGAGUUCAAAGAGUGGACCUUUGUACCAGGGGUACGCUCAUCACUGGGGAAAGACGGUAGCGUACAGGGGGAUAAUGGCGAUGAUGCUGAUUCAUCUCUGCCCAUGCAAGAUAGCUUGCUGUCCUUUGUCGAGCCCAGUCCUGCUCCAGCCGAGCCAGUGUUUGAGAGUCCUAUAGCCAGUACUGCUCGAACGGAAAGACUUGAAUCUAUUCACCACACGACAACAGAUGUUCCUCAACCAACCCCUUCAACCAACAACCAUCACCAAAAUGAAGGGAACCAAAUCCCCACGCCAUCAAGAUGGAACGAAACAGUUCUAUCAGAGCAAAACUCUUCAGAGAGACAAACAGCAAUGCUUCGGUUUCGCUACCAAAUAGUCCCCUGGCUAGACUCGAAUGCACCAAGGUCCACCUUCGGACCAAAGAUUAUGACAUUAGCAGCAGAAAAGUCUACCAUAAUGGAUAUCAUCAUAUGGGUUGCGAUGCGCCGGAGUAGGAGGAGUUCGAGCUCCACCAGUCAUGAAGGAGAUACUCAUCUUGUUCAACAAUUCCAGCAUCGUUUAUCUCUGGAAGAUGGUUUCAUCGCUGAUGUCGGACGGUCGCUACUUGCUCUCGGUAACUUCUUUUAUACUGGCCCAUCUGAGUGGGCAAAUCUGCACUCUGAUUGCAUGAAUGUGAGAGAGCGAUGUCAGUUCUUUGAGAGUCAGGAGGAGCCUCUCAAAACUCUCGAUCGCUUUCACUUUAAGACAGAGCUUGCUGCUUCCAUCAUAGCAACCAAAUCCCCAUCAUUACAGUCACUACCACUGAUGAAUGACACAUUCCUAACCUCUGCCCCGACACCACCGAGUAUUUACGACGACUGUCUAACACAUCUCGCGACAUGCUGCCACUUGAUACAUGACGAAAUAAUCCCUCUGUUCAACGGUAUCGCACCCGUACAAUCACCAACCCACGAACCCUACUCUCUCGUCUGGGCAACAUGGUCCAAACUAUGGGCACGCUGUGUCCAAUGGUUCCGUGAUCGUCCUCCAGAUAUGAUCCCCUUGCUAGAAAGCGCCGAAGUUGACCACGCAACAUCAACCAAUACCCCAUUCACAGCAGACGUCUAUUCAAGCGCCAUCGCGGUUCAAGCAAACCUAGCGAUUCAUUUUUCAGCCCUUCUCCUCCUUUCAUAUAAACCACGCUUAGUCAAAUUAUCAUCGAUACCACAUAGGUUGGCAUCGAAAAGCUGGCAUGCUCAGAAACUCGCCAAACUUGCUCUGUGGAAUAAUUUCUCCGAUCAAUGGGAUCCUGUCGUGGUAGCGACAGUUGUUCGAAUAGCAAGAGAUAUGACGUAUCCUUCUCAACAAGAAGCGUUACUGUUAUGUUUCCAGCGUAUCGGGGAUGCGACAAAGAUUCCUCUUCAAAGUGAGAUUGCGGAUCUGCAGCAGUUUUGGUCUUCUUCUCGACAUACCAGCGCACCAGCAAAUGCGCAUUCCUGA
Fusarium redolens is the source of this 1614-nucleotide messenger RNA. RefSeq lists its product as uncharacterized. Gene Ontology annotation, molecular function: DNA-binding transcription factor activity, RNA polymerase II-specific; zinc ion binding. Gene Ontology annotation, biological process: regulation of transcription by RNA polymerase II. Lineage: Eukaryota; Fungi; Ascomycota; Sordariomycetes; Hypocreales; Nectriaceae. The record is from RefSeq and is a predicted model, not a curated record. Bases 1 to 1614 code for a protein of 537 amino acids. The transcript has 4 exons.